AUGAGUGAAAUGGAAAUUGAAACUCAAAUGAUUAACGAUGAUGACAUUUCUAUGGAAGCAAAUGUUGUUGUUGAUUCUGCACUUUUAACUUCAGAUAUUGAUAGUGCAAUUGCUGAAGAUACAGGUAUUGCUAACGAGACUGUUCAAAACCCAUCUCUUGCUAUUGAAAAUUCCCCUGAACAUUCUUCAGGAAAUCGUGCCCGUAAUUCGAAAAUUUCUUCUCGCAAAAACUCUGGAAAAAAAUCGGGUAAUAGUAGAAUUUUAUUCUGCCGUAAAUGUGAAGGGCAUAACAAACAAGUUACAUUAAGAGGUCAUGCUAGUUAUUGCCCAUAUAAUAAAUGUACAUGUAAAACGUGCGCACAUGUUAUGUCAAUGCGUGCUAACGCAAUCAUACGUCGUUAUCGUGCUCGUGCUCAUGAAACCGGACUUGUUCUUAAGCCUGUUCAAUUUAAAAAUGGUAAUACACGCCUUCGUGUAUUUCCUAGAUUCAUAAAUGAUGCCGAUUGUCUACCUAUUCCAACUGAACGUUCACUUAAUGAAACACAAAUUAGAUUUCAAGAAGCUGUAGCAGGAAGUAGUGAUACAUUACCUAAAUAUGUACUUUUAUCUGACAAUCCUGAAACCAGAAAUGCUGAUCAAAUUAAUGUUAUUCAAACUAAUAACCCAGAAAGAAAACACGUAAUGCAAAUUGUUAGUGCUUUGAAAAAGGAUUGUCCAAAGGGAGAUAGCCGUCCAGAAUCUAAACAAUCAAAUACACAAUCACCAAAAAAUAGUAAUGUCAGUCGUUGUUCAUCUGAUGAUAGUUUUAUUGUCGUUGAAGGAAUUGACAUGACACCAAAAGGGAAACGUGGUGGUUAUAGAGGAAGAAAAGGAACUCCAAAAGAUAUAAAAGAUAAAAAUGAUAUUUAUAAAGAUAAUAAAAAUGAAAAUGUAUUUGAUAUGGAUUCAUCAAUAAGUGAUGAUGAGUAUAUGAUUAAUAAUUCAUUACCAAAAAAAGAAAAUUCAUUGUUGAUUGAGAAUGUUACUCAACAACAACCACCACCUGAUCCACAAAAUACAGUUCCUAUUGUUGAAAAAAAUAAUUCAUUAUUUAUUCAGGAAAAUGUAACAACACAACAAAAAUUUACUACUGAUUGUAAUAAAAAUAUUAAUUUAUCAGCUAUGCCAAUGCAACAAAAUGAUUCUACUAAUAUAAAUGUACAAACAAGUGAUUGUAAUCGUUAUCAAAAUAUUGGAAUUAACCCAUCUAUAACAUCAAUUAAUGAUUAUAAUUUAUUAAUGAAUAUAAUGUCUAAUCAUGGUAAUAGUAAUUAUCAAUGUCAACAAACAUCAACAAACAUUGAUUUUUCAUUACAACAACAACAAUUACUUGCUAUUUUACAAAAUAAUGGACUCAUACCUACUCAAGGAGGAUCAUUUACAAAUUUACAAGAAAAUGAUAAUGUACUUCAACAUAAACCUCAAUUACCAAUGAGUAUUUAUCAAAAACAGGUAACAAAUACUUCAUCAGGUCAAUUACGUCCUAGUGAAGGUAUAGAGAAUCAAAGAAAUGUAAUUUGUCAAAGUUCUGUAAUUAAUCAACCUUCUCUUCAAGUAGAUUUUUCACAUGAUUAUGAUCAAAAUCAACAACAAAUAAUGCCAUCGAAUAUUUCAAAUUCAAUUAUUCUUUCUACUUUAUCUUCAAAUAAUACUAACUAUCAAAUUCCAAUGAAUCAUUCACUUAUUCAAUCAAAUAACAGUUUUCCAUCUAUUGGAAAUACUUCUUCAACAGAAGACAUUUUACGUUCAUAUCUUCUUCAACACCAUCAUCAACAAAUAACUGUUCCAUCAUCAUUAAAAGUGUGCAAAACUCUUUGCCUUACUAGUGAAGGUCAGGCUCUAUUUGAACAACCAAAAUUUAGAAAAUUUCUUUGUAUGGUUUCUGAGCUUGAAAAAUCAAUGAUAUAA
Messenger RNA from Strongyloides ratti, 1947 nucleotides. RefSeq names its product DM DNA-binding domain-containing protein. Gene Ontology annotation, molecular function: sequence-specific DNA binding. NCBI's taxonomy places the organism in Eukaryota, Metazoa, Nematoda, Chromadorea, Rhabditida, Strongyloididae. The coding region runs from base 1 to 1947 and encodes 648 amino acids. The transcript is spliced from 5 exons. Gene Ontology annotation, biological process: regulation of DNA-templated transcription. The record is from RefSeq and is a predicted model, not a curated record.